Molecule: messenger RNA, 6357 nt
Organism: Emiliania huxleyi CCMP1516
Lineage: Eukaryota; Haptophyta; Isochrysidales; Noelaerhabdaceae
Exons: 4
Coding region: 1-6357 (2118 amino acids)
Biological process (GO): protein phosphorylation
Molecular function (GO): protein kinase activity; ATP binding
Source: RefSeq, a predicted model, not a curated record
AUGUCUCGGCUCGGCGCCGAGGCACAGAGCCGCUGCGAGGCAGCAGCGGCAACGCGCGGCGGCGGAGGCACCAUCGCCGGGCAGUCUCGGGGUGGCGUGAAGGGCCACUCGAGCUCUGCCGGCGGUGCGGUCGCCACGCACGGGCACGCGACGCGAGGAGGCGUCGCCGAGGGCGUCGACGAGGCGCUCGACGAGGCGCGGCCGCGGACCGUGUCCUCUCGAUGCCGCGGAGGCGCCGCUGCAGGCGGCGGCGGCGAGAGCGAGGUCAGCAGGCAGAGCGGCUGUGGCGGUGAGGGCCAUGCGGGCUCUGCUGCCGGCUCGCUCGCCUCUCUCGAGGACGCGACGGCCGGGACAGCCGUCGCUGCAGCCGGCGGCACCGCGCCGCCGGACGAGCCGCGUCCGUGGACAGCGGCGAGCACCCGCUGCUGGGCGAGAGCAGCGGCGCAAGUCGGCGUCGAUGGCGCCGUCGCCGCAAAGCGUGAUCGAGAUCGCUUUGGCGGAGGCGCGAGCGACGCGGUGCACGACGAGGGGGCGGGCCUCGUCUCAGUGGGCGGUGGCGGGCCGCCUGGCAUGUCUCGGCUCGGCGCCGAGGCACAGAGCCGCUGCGAGGCAGCGGCGGCAACGCGCGGCGGCGGAGGCACCAUCGCCGGGCAGUCUCGGGGUGGCGUGGAGGGCCGCUCAAGCUCUGCCGGCGGUGCGGCCGCCACGCACGGGCACGCGACGCGAGGAGGCGUCGCCGAGGGCGUCGACGAGGCGCUCGACGAGGCGCGGCCGCGGGCCGGGUCCUCUCGGAGCCGCGGAGGCGCCGCUGCAGGCGGCGGCGGCGAGAGCGAGGUCAGCAGGCAGAGCGGCUGUGGCGGUGAGGGCCAUGCGGGCUCUGCUGCCGGAUCGCUCGCCUCUCUCGAGGACGCGACGGCCGGGACAGCCGUCGCUGUAGCCGGCGGCACCGCGCCGCCUGACGAGCCGCGUCCGUGGACAGCGGCGAGCACCCGCUGCUGGGCGAGAGCAGCGGCGCAAGUUGGCGUCGAUGGCGCCGUCGCCACAAAGCGUGAUCGAGAUCGUUUUGGCGGAGGCGCGAGCGACGCGGUGCACGACGAGGGGACGGGCCUCGUCUCGGUGGGCGGCGGCGGGCCGCCUGGCAUGUCUCGGCUCGGCGCCGAGGCACAGAGCCGCUGCGAGGCAGCGGCGGCAACGCGCGGCGGCGGAGGCACCAUCGCCGGGCAGUCUCGGGGUGGCGUGGAGGGCCACUCGAGCUCUGCCGGCGGUGCGGCCGCCACGCACGGGCACGCGACGCGAGGAGGCGUCGCCGAGGGCGUCGACGAGGCGCUAGGCGAGGCGCGGCCGCGGACCGUGUCCUCUCGAUGCCGCGGAGGCGCCGCUGCAGGCGGCGGCGGCGAGAGCGAGGUCAGCAGGCAGAGCGGCUGUGGCGGUGAGGGCCAUGCGGGCUCUGCUGCCGGCUCGCUCGCUUCUCUCGAGGACGCGACGGCCGGGACAGCCGUCGCUGCAGCCGGCGGCACCGCGCCGCCGGACGAGCCGCGUCCGUGGACAGCGGCGAGCACCCGCUGCUGGGCGAGAGCAGCGGCGCAAGUCGGCGUCGAUGGCGCCGUCGCCACAAAGCGUGAUCGAGAUCGCUUUGGCGGAGGCGCGAGCGACGCGGUGCACGACGAGGGGACGGGCCUCGUCUCGGUGGGCGGCGGCGGGCCGCCGAGCAUGUCUCGGCUCGGCGCCGAGGCACAGAGCCGCUGCGAGGCAGCGGCGGCAACGCGCGGCGGCGGAGGCACCAUCGCCGGGCAGUCUCGGGGUGGCGUGAAGGGCCACUCGAGCUCUGCCGGCGGUGCGGUCGCCACGCACGGGCACGCGACGCGAGGAGGCGUCGCCGAGGGCGUCGACGAGGCGCUCGACGAGGCGCGGCCGCGGACCGUGUCCUCUCGAUGCCGCGGAGGCGCCGCUGCAGGCGGCGGCGGCGAGAGCGAGGUCAGCAGGCAGAGCGGCUGUGGCGGUGAGGGCCAUGCGGGCUCUGCUGCCGGCUCGCUCGCUUCUCUCGAGGACGCGACGGCCGGGACAGCCGUCGCUGCAGCCGGCGGCACCGCGCCGCCGGACGAGCCGCGUCCGUGGACAGCGGCGAGCACCCGCUGCUGGGCGAGAGCAGCGGCGCAAGUCGGCGUCGAUGGAGCCGUCGCCGCAAAGCGUGCUCGAGAUCGCUUUGACGGAGGCGCGAGCGACGCGGUGCAUGACGAGGGAACGGGCCUCGUCUCAGUGGGCGGCGGCGGGCCGCCUGGCAUGUCUCGGCUCGGCGCCGAGGCACAGAGCCGCUGCGAGGCAGCGGCGGCAACGCGCGGCGGCGGAGGCACCAUCGCCGGGCAGUCUCGGGGUGGCGUGGAGGGCCACUCGAGCUCUGCCGGCGGUGCGGCCGCCACGCACGGGCACGCGACGCGAGGAGGCGUCGCCGAGGGCGUCGACGAGGCGCUCGACGAGGCGCGGCCGCGGACCGGGUCCUCUCGGAGCCGCGGAGGCGCCGCUGCAGGCGGCGGCGGCGAGAGCGAGGUCAGCAGGCAGAGCGGCUGUGGCGGUGAGGGCCAUGCGGGCUCUGCUGCCGGCUCGCUCGCCUCUCUCGAGGACGCGACGGCCGGGACAGCCGUCGCUGCAGCCGGCGGCACCGCGCCGCCGGACGAGCCGCGUCCGUGGACAGCGGCGAGCACCCGCUGCUGGGCGAGAGCAGCGGCUCAAGUCGGCGUCGAUGGCGCCGUCGCCGCAAAGCGUGAUCGAGAUCGCUUUGGCGGAGGCGCGAGCGACGCAGUGCACGACGAGGGGAGGGGCCUCGUCUCGGUGGGCGGCGGCGGGCCGCCUGGCAUGUCUCGGCUCGGCGCCGAGGCACAGAGCCGCUGCGAGGCAGCAGCGGCAACGCGCGGCGGCGGAGGCACCAUCGCCGGGCAGUCUCGGGGUGGCGUGGAGGACCGCUCAAGCUCUGCCGGCGGUGCGGUCGCCACGCACGGGCACGCGACGCGAGGAGGCGUCGCCGAGGGCGUCGACGAGGCGCUCGACGAGGCGCGGCCGCGGGCCGGGUCCUCUCGGAGCCGCGGAGGCGCCGCUGCAGGCGGCGGCGGCGAGAGCGAGGUCAGCAGGCAGAGCGGCUGUGGCGGUGAGGGCCAUGCGGGCUCUGCUGCCGGCUCGCUCGCCUCUCUCGAGGACGCGACGGCCGGGACAGCCGUCGCUGCAGCCGGCGGCACCGCGCCGCCGGACGAGCCGCGUCCGUGGACAGCGGCGAGCACCCGCUGCUGGGCGAGAGCAGCGGCUCAAGUUGGCGUCGAUGGCGCCGUCGCCGCAAAGCGUGAUCGAGAUCGCUUUGGCAGAGGCGCGAGCGACGCAGUGCACGACGAGGGGAGGGGCCUCGUCUCGGUGGGCGGCGGCGGGCCGCCUGGCAUGUCUCGGCUCGGCGCCGAGGCACAGAGCCGCUGCGAGGCAGCGGCGGCAACGCGCGGCGGCGGAGGCACCAUCGCCGGGCAGUCUCGGGGUGGCGUGGAGGGCCACUCGAGCUCUGCCGGCGGUGCGGCCGCCACGCACGGGCACGCGACGCGAGGAGGCGUCGCCGAGGGCGUCGACGAGGCGCUAGGCGAGGCGCGGCCGCGGACCGUGUCCUCUCGAUGCCGCGGAGGCGCCGCUGCAGGCGGCGGCGGCGAGAGCGAGGUCAGCAGGCAGAGCGGGUGUGGCGGUGAGGGCCAUGCGGGCUCUGCUGCCGGCUCGCUCGCUUCUCUCGAGGACGCGACGGCCGGGACAGCCGUCGCUGCAGCCGGCGGCACCGCGCCGCCGGACGAGCCGCGUCCGUGGACAGCGGCGAGCACCCGCUGCUGGGCGAGAGCAGCGGCUCAAGUCGGCGUCGAUCGCGCCGUCGCCGCAAAGCGUGAUCGAGAUCGCUUUGGCAGAGGCGCGAGCGACGCAGUGCACGACGAGGGGAGGGGCCUCGUCUCGGUGGGCGGUGGCGGGCCGCCUGGCAUGUCUCGGCUCGGCGCCGAGGCACAGAGCCGCUGCGAGGCAGCGGCGGCAACGCGCGGCGGCGGAGGCACCAUCGCCGGGCAGUCUCGGGGUGGCGUGGAGGACCGCUCAAGCUCUGCCGGCGGUGCGGUCGCCACGCACGGGCAUGCGACGCGAGGAGGCGUCGCCGAGGGCGUCAACGAGGCGCUCGACGAGGCGCGGCCGCGGGCCGGGUCCUCUCGAUGCCGCGGAGGCGCCGCUGCAGGCGGCGGCGGCGAGAGCGAGGUUAGCAGGCAGAGCGGCUGUGGCGGUGAGGGCCAUGCGGGCUCUGCUGCCGGCUCGCUCGCUUCUCUCGAGGACGCGACGGCCGGGACAGCCGUCGCUGCAGCCGGCGGCACCGCGCCGCCGGACGAGCCGCGUCCGUGGACAGCGGCGAGCACCCGCUGCUGGGCGAGAGCAGCGGCUCAAGUUGGCGUCGACGUGCUCGCUCAGGUGUCUUUGACAUUUGACUUCGAUGUCUGGUGGGGGACGAUUUAUGUCUGGGCCGAGAAGGUCGAGUACAGACGCAGACUCAAGAAAACGAGAGCGGAGGCCGCCGCCCUCGCGGUGCCUGACGCUGCUCCUGCGGCUCUCGUUCCCGUCCCGAUUCCGUCUACCGUCCCUCGGCCACGGGCCCUCGGCCAGCACGGCAGGGGCCACCUGCUCGUCGCGAGGCAGCCGAGCUUGGCACUUCCGCCGCCCCUCGCCGCUCUUCCACCUACAAUUGCUCCUCGCCUCGUCGCUCCGAUCCCGCCUUUGGCGCCGACCGCGAGCCGGUACGGCGGCCUCGCCCUGCGCGACAUCGCCUUUGGCAGCAGCCAGGGUCGCCUCGGCAAGGGCGGCCAAGGCACCGUUAGGCUUGGCCGCCACUACGGUGGUCGUCUCGCGGUGAAGCAGCCGCUGCGCGCGAGCAGCGCCUUUGCCUCCGAGUGUCAGAUCGCGGCAGCACUACACCAUGAGAACAUCAUCUAUGUGAUGGGCUUUGCAUGCGCCCCGCGCGAGACGCCGUUCCUCGCUCUCGACUAUGCCGACGCAGGGACUCUGGGAGAUUUGUUGAUCGGGGAUCAGAGGGGCGAGAGCCGCUCCCUCGGCGUGCAGAUUGCAAGAGCAAUGUCGUACCUGCACACGCGAUCUCCCCCCAUCGUGCACCUUGACCUCAAGCCAUCGAACGUGCUGCUGUCGGCGCGCUCUGAGGGGCUUGUCGCUAAGCUGUGUGACUUUGGGCAGGCGAGGCGACUAGCCGUUGGGGCGCAGCUCUCGCACUCAGGCACGCCGGGUUGGCGGGCGCCCGAGCAGGUGCGGGUGGCCCGCGACUUUGCAGUCGUGCCGCUUUCGCGUGGCACCGACGCCUGGUCGCUAGGGUGUGUCCUGGCUGCGCUCGAGGCGCCGUCGGGCGUCUGCGACCCGUACCACUUCGCCACGGGCGACGCGCCAGGCAAGUGCGACUCGCGCCUCCGACACGAGCUCGACGCAAUCGUCGCGAACGGCUUCACCCGCCCCCGGUACGGCGGCCUCGCCCUGCGCGACAUCGCCUUUGGCAGCAGCCAGGGUCGCCUCGGCAAGGGCGGCCAAGGCACCGUUAGGCUUGGCCGCCACUACGGUGGUCGUCUCGCGGUGAAGCAGCCGCUGCGCGCGAGCAGCGCCUUUGCCUCCGAGUGUCAGAUCGCGGCAGCACUACACCAUGAGAACAUCAUCUAUGUGAUGGGCUUUGCAUGCGCCCCGCGCGAGACGCCGUUCCUCGCUCUCGACUAUGCCGACGCAGGGACUCUGGGAGAUUUGUUGAUCGGGGAUCAGAGGGGCGAGAGCCGCUCCCUCGGCGUGCAGAUUGCAAGAGCAAUGUCGUACCUGCACACGCGAUCUCCCCCCAUCGUGCACCUUGACCUCAAGCCAUCGAACGUGCUGCUGUCGGCGCGCUCUGAGGGGCUUGUCGCUAAGCUGUGUGACUUUGGGCAGGCGAGGCGACUAGCCGUUGGGGCGCAGCUCUCGCACUCAGGCACGCCGGGUUGGCGGGCGCCCGAGCAGGUGCGGGUGGCCCGCGACUUCGCAGUCGUGCCGCUUUCGCGUGGCACCGACGCCUGGUCGCUAGGGUGUGUCCUGGCUGCGCUCGAGGCGCCGUCGGGCGUCUGCGACCCGUACCACUUCGCCACGGGCGACGCGCCAGGCAAGUGCGACUCGCGCCUCCGACACGAGCUCGACGCAAUCGUCGCGAACGGCUUCACCCGCCCGUGUGUGCCCGAUGAAAGCCCGCUUGCAGGUGUGGUCAGCGCGUGUACGCACGCCCUGCCUAGCGAGCGAGCGACGUGCGCGUGGGUGCGCGCCGAGCUCGAGCAGCUUCUGCUGCAGCCGUGA